AACAUGCCAUUCGCUUUCUUCACUGUCUGCUGUACCUGCAUGCUUACUUUCAUAGACUGAUGAACAAGAUGUACUGGAUGUUUAUACAAAGAUCUUGAAUUUGUCCUUCCUGUGCCAAGAGUUAAGCGUUCAGUAACUUAUUUACCUCAAAUUGUGUAAAUACAAAUCAGUUUGGGAAUCUAAUUUAAGACAAGGUUGAAAGUUCAUGUUUUUAUGAGCAAAGGCUCAGAGUGUAGCUGGAAACCAGUAAAUGCUUUUACUUCGUCCAACGACAAGUGUUCAGCACCAUGUCAUCCUGCUGCCAAGCUACAGACUGCUGGAAGAGAGGACAACCCAAUGAGUGGAUGUAUCCUACAUUGAUUUUGUGUGCCUUUGGAUUUUUCUCUGUGAUGAGGCCAAUAGAUUCUUUUUUUUUGGCUUAUCUAGUUGGACCUGACAAAAACAUAACUGUUCACCAGGCUAUGAAUGAAAUAUUUCCAAUAUGGACAUACUCUUGUUUGGUACUGUUAAUUCCCACCUUCUUGCUCACAGACUACUUGAGGCAUAAACCUGUCAUAGUUCUUCAUGGUUUUGCCUUAAUUAUUCAGUGCACAUUAUUAAUUUUAAGCCAAGGGGUUUUGGCCAUGAAAUGUCUUCUCUUUGACUACGGGUUGGUGGCUGCCACCAAUGUAGCUUACUUUUCGUACAUCUACAGUGCCAUUAGCUCUGAGCACUAUCAGAAGGUGACUGGUUACUGUCGGACUGUCAUAUUGGUUGGACACACUCUGGGCUCAACUGUGGGACAAGUUUUAAUCUCUGUGUGGAACGCCUCGUAUUUCUGUCUCAAUGCGAUUUCACUCGCUUCGGUGUCCGUGGCCUUCCUGACCGCCCUCUUCUUGCCAACGUCCAAGAGAAGUAAGAUUUUCCACAGGGAAGAUGUGGCUGAAGUCAAUAGGGUGUCACCGGCAAUUGAAGACGGCCGACAAAAGUGUGGAAAGACUGGACCCCAAGACAACCCGGGUGAUCAGACAGUUGAUGGACUGGCAAUGACAACAGAUCGUAACAACGCUUCAAAUGUCUUCCUCCAGCUGUGGUCUGAUUUCAAAGAAUGCUACUCGUCUCCACAGCUGCUCUGCUGGUGCCUUUGGUGGGCAUUGGCCACAGCUGGCUUUAACCAAGUUGCAAGUUACAUCCAGAUGCUCUGGGAACACAUUGAGCCAACAGGAAAUGUUACAGUGUACAAUGGCGGUGCAGAAACCAUCUCCAACCUCAUGGGUGCUACCUGUGCCUUUGCCGUUGGGCAUACAAAGCUGGACUGGGCCGUCUGGGGUGAACUGGCACUCGGCAUCUUUUCAGUGGUGAACAGCGGAGUUUCAUAUGCCAUGGCUUUAACCAAAAAUAUCUGGGUUUGUUACGUUUGCUACAGCAUAUUCAAGAGCUGUUACAUGCUGCUGAUUACCAUUACGAUGCAAGUAUGAAACAGUAACUUUACCGUUGCCUAGUAGCUAUUUUUAAUGAAAGUGCAGAACUAACCAAAAUGGUUAAAAUAUUUGUAAGAUAAGUCUAACGUAAUGACUUCCACUGAACUGCAAAAUUGUGAUGGAUACAAAGUGCUGGAGUAACUCAGCGGGAAAGGCAGAGGCAGCAUUUCUGGAGAGAAAGGAUGAGUGACGUUUCGGAUCGGAACCCCUUUUCAGUGUGAUUCUGGUUAUGAG
This is a messenger RNA of Leucoraja erinaceus (little skate), 1694 nucleotides long. RefSeq names its product thiamine transporter 2-like. Bases 288 to 1457 code for a protein of 389 amino acids. The transcript has 3 exons. Gene Ontology annotation, biological process: transmembrane transport; vitamin transport. Gene Ontology annotation, molecular function: vitamin transmembrane transporter activity. Gene Ontology annotation, cellular component: plasma membrane. NCBI's taxonomy places the organism in Eukaryota, Metazoa, Chordata, Chondrichthyes, Rajiformes, Rajidae. The record is from RefSeq and is a predicted model, not a curated record.